Messenger RNA from Cladocopium goreaui, 2637 nucleotides. Lineage: Eukaryota; Dinophyceae; Suessiales; Symbiodiniaceae. The record is from the annotation of a GenBank genome assembly.
GAGAGCUGCGCUAAUGCCAGCCUGGGUUGCCCCUGCGAUGCCACCUGGGAGCACAAGUGCAACGGCGAUGGCUACUUGUCGUUGGUGCAGCGCUGGCACUACUCCGGCAACACAAGCUGUGCCACUGACAGCGGAUGCACCUGUGAAGCUGAUGAACUUGCCUGCCCGGACGCCGCAGGAAAGAUUGAGUGCUGGGCAAAGGAAUGGUACGGGGAGUCCUGCCCUUUGACGUGCAACUACGACACGGAGAACUGGUGCUACCGCGUAGGAUUCGACUCUCAGGGCUUCAUGACAUGGACUGAGUACUGCUACACCAAGACCAGUGCAGACGACUGGUGGUGCCCUGUGAUCUGCGACGAUGCAACAGCCAAGACCUGUGGAACCGGUGACUAUGCCGAGUGCGUGCCGUUGACCGACGAAUGCCCUGAAGUUUGCACCUCGGAAGAGCAGACUUGUUGGGUUUCCAACUAUGACGCCCAAGGCUGGUACGUCAAUGGCACUGACAAGUGUUGGCCAAGGAAUGAACAGUGCCCGUGUGGUACAAAUGCUGAACUGUGCACCUUUGAUGGCUGGUCGUAUUGCGAGUCAACCUAUUAUGGUUGCCCAUUGAAUUGCGCCGCGGAUGAGAAGUACUGCUACCCCACGUCCUACACACCUGAAGGUCUUUGGGAUGCCCAGCAGCAAUGGUUGCCAUUGGACCCAGAUGCCAAUGUCCAAGAAACUUGCGCAAAAUUGAAUGCUACCUGCCCAUGUGGUGCAAAUGCCAAGCCCUGCAAAUGGACAGAUGAUUGGGGUUAUGAAGAGGAGUGGUGCUUUCCAGAAGUUGACUCAUGUCCAGUCACCUGCACUUCAGAGCAGAAGAGGUGCUACCAAACCGACUACAAUGCCUCUGGAUACCCAGAGAAAUUCUCUGAAAGCUGCGUCUCACAGACUCGGUCCUGCCCAUGCGGAACCAAUUCUCAAGAAUGCUAUGAUCCACUCUUCGAAGAGAACUUCUGCUAUCCUUUGGUUGACUUCUGGUCGAAUGAACAGAUGAAGUGCCCAGUCUACUGCACCGACGAGCAAGACUACUGCUACAUUCCUAGCUACGACGCCAAGGGAAAUUGGAUCAGCACGACGGAGGAAUGCGUUCCAAAAGGCCAAGCCUGCGAUUGCACCAAGGGGCAAAACGCAUUCUCUUGCACUUGGACUGAUCCGCUGUGGGGAUCCUGGACGGAAUGCCUGCCCACGCACAACGGAUAUUGCCCAACUGACUGCCCAGAUGGUGAAGUUGCCUGUGACAUGGUCGAAGACUACCUGCCCAACGGAACAUCCUUGGGAUUGGUUCAACCUUCCGUGAAAUGCGCUGCAAGCUACGAUCAAUGCCCCUGCGGCAAAGAGGCUUCCCGCUGCCCAAAUCAGGGCUGCAUCUUCAAGGACGAAGGAUGUGCUGCGGAAUGCGGAGCGAAUGAGAAGAAGUGCUACGUGUCGGACUUCACAGAGGGAGGCGUCUUUAUCAGCGACCAGGAAUUCUGUGUUCCCAGCGACGACACAUGCCAGUGCGGCAAGAACACUGCCAAGUGUGACAACAGCGACCUGUGCUUGCCACUGGCGGAAAAGGAGUUGGUUUGUCCUUGCAAGGGAUCUGAGACGACUUGCAAUGUGGUGGACUACGACAAGAAUGGCGUGGUGACCGGAUUCUCCACUCAAUGCGUCAAGGAGGGCACUGCCUGUCCGUGUGGAAAGAACACCAUCAGCUGCCCUGAUCCAAAUGAUGUGCUGAAGAAAGAGUGUGUUCCCAGCCACAAUCACAAGAAGUGCCCCGAGCCUUGCAGCGUUGAUGCCAUCCUGGCAGGCAACCAGACUUGCGUGCUCAUCAACCUGGACGAGAAGGGAGAUUUCAAAUCUGAGACCGCGAAGUGCAUCGGUGCCAAUGCGACCUGCGGUAUCGGCGAGGGAAUGAAGCGCUGCCCAUCGGGAGCGGUGAUCGCGGUGGAUACCACUUGCGUCAACAAGUAUGCUGCUACUUCCGGAGGCGGCCGACGCCUGAGCAAGCGCCGUCUGAGCACAACGGCCCAGCGAGAGACCUGCAGCGCCAUCAUCACCAUGUCCAGCCUGCGAGCAGACGCUGUCUCCAAGGCCGAGACUGUUCGAGUGAAGAUGAACAGUGUACUCCAAAUGCCGAGCAGUUUGAAGACCACCCUCACCAUUAAGUCAUCGACCUCACGUCGCUUGGAUCGAAAAUUCAGUCGACGACUGAGUACAGCCGCAGGCACCAUGAUCUUCUACAUUGACAAUCAAGGAAUUGCCUCAUCGGUGACUCCCGGACAAGUCUGUGAGGAGUUGAAGAAGAUGGUGAAGAGCAGCAGUCCGGCCCUGACAUCAGCAGUGAGCGCUGUGGGAGUGAUUGAUUCCCAGGCUGGUGUGAACCUGGAGACCUCCAGUGCUACCCUGCAGAGUCGCAGUGCAGCUGCCGUGAACCAGAAGAACGAGAAGGCUGGAAUCACAACACGAUUGCCAACCACAACCACAACCACGACCACUUCAACAAGCACAACGGAAGCGUCCACAUCAGCAUCAACCGAUGCGUCCACAUCAGCAUCAACCGAUGCGUCCACGUCAGCAUCAACCGAUGCGGCCAACCAACGGUACUCUUAA